Thamnophis sirtalis is the source of this 2664-nucleotide messenger RNA. The record is from RefSeq and is a predicted model, not a curated record. NCBI's taxonomy places the organism in Eukaryota, Metazoa, Chordata, Lepidosauria, Squamata, Natricidae.
AUAAGCGCCUGGCAAAUGGAGAAAAAAAGAAGACAGUUAUCUGCAUCGAGGGGAACAUUGCUAGCGGGAAAACAACCUGCCUGGAUUAUUUCGCUAAAAACACUGGCAUUGAGGUGUUGACAGAACCAGUAUCUAAAUGGAGGAAUGUCCGUGGACUCAAUCCUCUGGGCUUAAUGUAUCAAGAUGCAACCCGGUGGGGGAUGACAUUACAGACUUACGUGCAGUUGACUAUGUUGGACCAACAUACAAAACCAAUGAUUUCUCCCAUAAGAAUGAUGGAGAGGUCAAUUCACAGCGCAAAGUACAUUUUUGUGGAGAACUUAUAUCGCAGUGGGAAAAUGCCAGAAGUAGAUUAUGUCAUCCUGACCGAAUGGUUUGACUGGAUCAUCAAGAAUAUGGAUGUGUCAGUUGAUCUGAUAGUUUACCUACAGACCUCUCCUGGCAUGUGUUACCAGAGACUCAAGCGGAGAUGCAGGCAAGAGGAAAAAGUAAUUCCCAUGGAAUAUUUAGAAGCUAUUCAUCAGCUUUAUGAAGACUGGCUCAUUAAACAAUCAUUGUUCAAAGUCCCUUCUCCGGUGCUUGUGCUGCAGGCUGACGACGACCUGCAGGAAAUGAUGGAGAAAUACGAAGAGAAUCAGGACCAAAUCUUAAUGCUGGACAACACCCAACGCCGGCUGUAGAAUUAGCUGUCUUACUAUGGACAAGACUGUUGCCCAAAACAAGAGUUACCCAGGUGGUGUAGCCUAAGCUAGAGAGAGAGAGAGCUGUAGGCUUGUUUUCCUGCAAGCAGCUUGAAUUGGUGGGCUUGGAAACUUUGAAGGCAUUCUGAGAAGCUUUGCAGAAAGAUCCAAGGGCUUGGAAUUAAGGAAUUGCUGAGAAGGUCCACCAUUUCCACGCAGGAUGACACACCAAGAGCCAGAAUGCACUCUUCUCGCCUCCUAUCCACAGCGUCUUCUCUGUUUGGGGACUGUACCCUUGAAAAGUAAAUGCAUACAUAUAAGGUGCAGCUAAUUCUUCUCUUUCAUAGCAACCAAUCUACUGUUUUCAGCUUGCACUUAACGCUGCUAAUGUGACCCAAGAGACUCACAGAUGAUGGAGAAAUAUGAAGAGGAUCAGAAUGGAAUGCAUAGCUAUGACAUAGUUCCUCCUGCUGCCAACAAACGCUGCUGUUUGGAGUUAGCAAACAUGCAGCUCAAAUGCAAACGCAUUUAAAUCUUUUUUUCCCCCCAAAAAAAAGAAUUUUAAUAGAAGGGGACAAAGAAAACAAGCAGCCAGGCUUAUUACUAGUAUGCACUAAUUGCAUUUGUGUUAAUACUUUAAGUAUACUAAAAAGUCUAUACAAUAUGGCCCCCAACCUUUCUGGCUUCGCGGACUGGCAGUCUUGGUGUUUGGCUGGCGGCAUCAGUGUUGGCGAGAUGGUGGUGGGGAGGAAUAGUUUUGCAUCCUGCGCAUGCGCAAAGGGAGCUGUGUGUGCACAGCCCUAUUCCCAUUGGGCUGCAGCACGAUACCUGUCUGUGACACUGCCCCAAUCCCCGGGGCUUGGGGAUCACUGCAAUAUGGAAUAGUCGAGUUAUUUUCCAUCCAUGAAUACAUAAAUUGUAUGAAUUAUAUGAGACGGGUAAAGCAGCAAACCGAGAUGGACUCUAUUGUGUUGACCACCCAAAGUUGGGUGGUUGUCAGAAUUCAUUCCAGGAGCCCACUUUGGAUGGCCCCCGACCCACUCUUGAGCACCAAGCAAGGCAACCCAACUCAACCAGGAUGCAGAUCUUUUCGCCCAAUCCCACCCAACCAGGAUGCAGAUCCUUUUGGCUCCUUCUUCCCAUCUUUCACGGGCAGAUAAAUCCCGGGUGUCUUCACAUUAAAUUUUUAGGCAGCUCAAGCCAAAUGAGCAUAAAAACUGUUAGAUGAUCCCCAUCUAAAUCAUCCAGGGCCACAUCUGAGCAGGAUGAGAGUGAAUAUGGUCCAACGCAGAGAUUUUUACUUUAACUAUUUUACUAUUCCCUACAAGUCAGUUCAUUUGGAAUUAUUUCUUUUAUAGAGUUUUGUAUUUGAUUUGAAGAGUUGGGUCCAAGGAAGAGUCAUGUUGGAUCAGUGACUUUAUGUGAGGGUAUAUAGACAAAUGAUGGAGCAGAGUCAUAACUUUUUGAUCUUUCUUUUACUGUUAACCUAGUUUGGAUUAAAAUGUCUUCAACUGAGAUGGGAAGAUGGGUGUACGUUUUGAGUCUGAAAUAGAACAUGGGUCGGAAAGUACUUGUUUGCACUGAAAAGAAGAUAAUUUUGCUCAACUUAUUACAAAAAAUAUACAAACGGUUAUAUUAAAUGAGUGGUUUUCUAUUCGGCGUGUUUUAGAACCUCUUAGUUAGUUUGCCAGGGUAAGAACAGCAGGUGUGAUUCCAAGAUAUUUAUCAUUCCUUUCCUUCUUCAUUAAAAAGUUGUUAAAAAUGUGUUAUUGUCUCAUCUUCUUAGUCCAAAAAGAGAACCGUUAACCUGUUAAUUUAGCUCCCCGAGACACGGAAUUCUAGGAUGGAAGAGUAGGUUAUGUCUUUUAUUUAAAUUGUAAUGUUAUUGUUAGAAAAUUAACUGUAAUUCAGUUAUUCUCUAAUUGAGCCGCAUAGCGAUGUAAAGAAAAAUAUAAGCAUACAUUAAAAAUAUGUAAUAUAUUAA